Suillus bovinus is the source of this 1339-nucleotide messenger RNA. RefSeq names its product WD40-repeat-containing domain protein. Gene Ontology annotation, biological process: ribosomal large subunit assembly. The record is from RefSeq and is a predicted model, not a curated record. NCBI's taxonomy places the organism in Eukaryota, Fungi, Basidiomycota, Agaricomycetes, Boletales, Suillaceae. Gene Ontology annotation, cellular component: nucleolus. Gene Ontology annotation, molecular function: protein binding. The coding region runs from base 109 to 1011 and encodes 300 amino acids. The transcript has a single exon.
GAAGAACCAAUUCUGAAGCAUAAGUUUGAAGGACACAAGGAUGCAAUUUGGAGCGGUGUUUUCUUGCAUGACAACAUCCACAUCGUGAGUGGUUCAGUGGACGGCACUAUGCGCAAGUGGAAUUGCGACACGGGAAUUGCUGUCGGGAAACCAUGGAAAGGUGGGGGAGGGUGUAUAUAUGCACUGGCGCUUUCACCGGAUGGGAAGAUAAUUGCGUGUGGGAGGGAGGACGGAAGCGUUCAGCGGUGGACUACUGAUGGUGAGAUGACUGAAGGGGUUUGGACGGGUCAUAACGAGGUAGUGUGGUCGCUCUCGUGGUCACCCAGCGGAAGUCAUAUUGCCAGCGCGUCCGAUGAUGGGAUAAUCCUGAUUCAAAAUGCAGAAAGUGGAAAAGUCGAGGUGGGCCCAAUCGAAACGGAGCAAGGCGGUGUGUGCGCUCUUGCAUACUCGCCUUCGGGUGAGAGAAUUACAUCAGGCGGGGACAAUACAAUAUGCAUCUGGAACACGAAGACCGGCGAGCUUGUCGUUGGCCCCAUUCAUGACCCAGGGAAGUUUUAUGUGUCGUCUUUGGUGUGGUCGUUGGACGGCGCUAAACUCUAUUUCGCAUCCGACGAAUUUGCACGUGUUUUCGACAGCACAUCGGCCAAACUGCUUCAUUCCUUCGAGCACAACAGUCACUUGAAUUCGGUCGCACUUUCUCCCAAAGACAAUGUCCUGGCGUGCGUGGGCAUCAAUGGUGUCGCACAACUAUGGGACAUAGAGUCCCACCAGCCACUCGGCAAGCCAUUUCACCAGAAUCGUGACACCCUUUGCUAUGUGUCGUUCUCCCGAGACGGGAGUCAUCUAGUAUAUGGUGGAGAUGACGGGGAACUCACCUUAUGGAUGCUCAAAAAUAUAGCUCCUCAGCGUCCAGCACCCACACCACCCCAACAAAGUGAUCGCCCGCCGCUACGGAUUUGGAGCAUACCAGCAACUCACUCUGAUCGGGGGUUUCCACACUUUGCCUCUUGAUUCAAUCAAAGACCAGAGGUGACUCCAGAACAGUGAUUUCACUUGCGGCAAUUGGUAAAUCUCAGGAGUCAGGAAGAGGUUGUUCUUUCUUGUCGCAUCUUUUAUCAGCAAGUUCAUAAUCUCGAAGUCGUCCUGACUCAUUUCACAAUGAAACAUGAUCAUCUCCACACCUGCCAAUAGCACGUUGGCUUCGUCUAGUGUUGCCGCAGUCCGGCUCUGAACCUCGGUCGAACCUGAAUCUUCCCGAACCGAACCUCGAGCGUCUUCGAAGUUUUGGCAGGUGUAUGUCGGAAAUCUCUCGAUCGCACGGCUUGGACAAAAAGUAAGA